AUGCACCACAAUGGUAGCAGCGACGCCGCAGAAGAGGGCAACGACCACCUGAGCCCCGCCUCCAUCAGCUCGGUGGUCGUCUCCUCCCCCUCUAUCCCUCUGUCACCGCUUCCGAUGACGCCGACGGAGCCAAACACAACAGUGGCAGCAGAGCAGGAGCGGCAGCUGCUCUACUCGUGCCUCCCACCCACCCCACCGCUUGGCCACCUGGCGCGUGCAGUGGAUGAAACCGACGGAUCGUCCUCUGCGACCGGUGCGAGCGCCGCGCGGCGGUGCUUCCACACCCCACCGCUCAAGGAAAUGGGGCAAGACAAAGUCGCUAAGGGCUUCCACCGCGCCCUGCCGACAACGCCGCAGUCCAAGUCGGCCGCCGAGCCAACGAUGAAUGGCGCAGACGAUCACACGAGCUCCGCCACAACACCACGGCGUGGAAAAAGCGACACGGUGCUGCCGACAACUGACAGGAAUCGAGAGGCGCCCUAUUACCUCAGCAGCGACUCAAGCAACGAAGAUGGCAACCACAACGUCGGCCGUCCUCGUAGGGACGAGGGCAGCAGCAACAACGAUCUCAACUACACCCCUACGGCACGGCUCACGGUCGAGGAGGAGCAAGCGGCGCGUCUGUGCGCGUACAACGAGAUGGUCGCCGGCAGUGGUGCCGGUGACGAGGGGGAGGGUGCCGAUGGGGUUGUCGCCGCAAACAGUCGCGACUUCAUCUCGGACACGGUGCAUACAAUACUCCCCACUGCCAUUACGCGUUGGUUCUCGCUCUCUGCUAACGCGGUGGCGCAGACUUCGUCGAGCAUGGUGCCCAACAGCGUGAAGAGCGCCACGAGCACGGUGGCACACACGAUUGGUACGGGUGCCCAGCAUAUCGGGGACGCAAUCGACACGCUGCCUGACUUGAUGGUGAAGGCGAUUCCACCGGCUGUGAUGUCCAAGGAUGUGAAGCAGCUUCUCUUCACGGAUUUCAGUAACACCUUCCGCAGCUUCUUUCACACGAACAUUCUGACCAUGCCCUUCGUCUUCCGCCAAGCCGGGUUGGUCGGUGGUAUCGUACUGCUCUCCUUCGUCGCUGUCACGUCCGAGUACGCGACGGAGGCGUACUUUGGUGCGAAGAAUCAGAUGAAGAACGCGCACAGGGUUGUCGUGUACGGCGAUGUUCCGCUUAUGGUGUGGGGCGACUGGUAUCCGAUGAUCAACCUGUUCUACGGCAUUACCCACCUUAUCGGCUUCAUUGCAUUCUCGUCGUCGAACGCGGUAGUGCUGCUCGGCGCAAUGGGCAUGAAGGGCGGUGGUGCGCGCGCGCUGGGUCUCAUCAUACCCUCCCUCAUUGCUCUUCCGCUCGUCCUCAUGAAGAACGCACGCAGCCAGCAACCGCUGGCGAUCAUGUCUAACAUACUCGUGCUGAACUCUGUGAUUUUGAUGUGCAUAGACUUCACCUACAAGCCGCAGCCGCCUAUCAAGCUAUGGGCCAACUCGCCAUCCGAGUUCUUCGUCGCACUCGGUGUGACAGUGUACGCCUUCACUGGCAUUGGCUCGACGAUCUCGGUGGAGCGAGUCAUGGCACCGGAGCGCUACCACAAGCUGCUGCGUGCGUCGGUGGCGAUUUCGUGGGCGCUUCUCAUGGCCUUCGGCCUCAGCGGCUUUCUCUCCUACGGCAACCGCACCUGCUCUGUCAUGACGGUGUCGCUACAAUCCGGCCCGCUGCGAACGGCGGCAAGCGCGUUGCUCUUUGUCGCAUCACUUGCAAUCAUUCCGCAGAAUACAUUCCCGCUCUGCGAGUUGUCAGAUCGACGAGUGCUAGGGAUUACGCAACUCACUCAAUACUGGGACCUCAAGCCCAAUCUGCUCCGUAUUGCAUACCUCGUCCUGAGUUCCUUUGCUGCCUUCACCGUACCGUACUAUGGACUUAUCCUGUCCAUAUCUGGAUCCCUUGGCUGCGGUAUUGUCGGCCUCGUCGUGCCCGCCGCGCUGGACUACGUGAGGCGCGAACGCUGGGCGUUGCGGGAGGGCCGCACGCUGCGCUUCUGGGAGUACUUUGUAAUUUUUGGUCUUGGCCUCUACGGCUGUGUCGUGGUCGUCAUCGGGGUCGUAUCCGGCAGCUACCAGCUGUGGAGGAGCAUUCAAACAAGCUCCACAGACAGCUGCUAG
Leishmania braziliensis MHOM/BR/75/M2904 is the source of this 2154-nucleotide messenger RNA. RefSeq lists its product as hypothetical. Lineage: Eukaryota; Euglenozoa; Kinetoplastea; Trypanosomatida; Trypanosomatidae. The record is from RefSeq and is a predicted model, not a curated record. Gene Ontology annotation, biological process: amino acid transmembrane transport. The transcript has a single exon. The coding region runs from base 1 to 2154 and encodes 717 amino acids. Gene Ontology annotation, molecular function: amino acid transmembrane transporter activity.